AUUUCAGCUCCAAAAUUCUUCACUCUUCAUUCUUCAAUCUCUCGUAAAUCCUCUGGAAAAAACCCCUAAUUGUUAGGGUUUUAGUAAAACUCUUCAAAUUCUCGUGAAAAUUCACUUCAUUGUUUCAUUUUUGAAGUUUCAGCGAAUCAAAAUUGCGAAAGUUGUGAUUCAAAUCGACGAUCUAGAUGAAAACUAGGGUUUUUUUACUCUGUUUUCUCAUCCUUUCGUCGAAUUUCUCUCAUUUACAAUCGGAGGAAACGAAGACUAACAAAUUCCGAGAACGAGAAGCUACAGAUGAUUCCAGUGCUUAUCCAAAUAUAGAUGAGGAUGAAUUGCUGAAUACACAAUGCCCCCAGCAUUUGGAGCUAAGAUGGCAGACAGAAGUUAGUUCUAGCGUGUAUGCCUCGCCCUUGAUAGCUGACAUUAACAGUGAUGGGAAGCUUGAGGUUGUAGUUCCCUCAUUUGUUCAUUACUUGGAAGUUCUGGAAGGUUCUGAUGGAGAUAAACUGCCAGGAUGGCCGGCUUUUCAUCAAUCUACCAUUCAUUCCAGUCCUUUACUGUAUGACAUUGACAAGGAUGGAGUGAGGGAGAUAGGUUUGGCCACCUACAAUGGUGAGGUGCUCUUUUUCAGGGUGUCAGGAUACUUGAUGUCUGAUAAACUUGAGAUUCCUCGGUUGAAGGUCAAAAAGAAUUGGUAUGUGGGUUUGAAUUCAGUCCCUGUGGACCGUUCUCAUCCGGAUGUCCACGAUGACCAACUAAUCCAGGAGCAUCUGAUGGAAUCUGUAGUCCGUCAUAAUGCAUCUAGUCACAGUGGCAACCAUUCAGACUCUACAGCAUCGGCUGUUCACAAUGAGACACAUUCUGCUCUGGAAGAAGUCCACCAUGAUGCAUCUAGUCACAGUGGCAACCAUUCAGACUCUACAGCAUCGGCUGUUCACAAUGAGACACAUUCUGUUCUGGAAGAAGUCCACCAUGAUGCAUCUAGUCAUAGUGGCAACCAUAAUGCAUCUAGUCACAGUGGCAACCAUUCAGACUCUACAGCAUCGGCUGUUCACAAUGAGACACAUUCUGUUGUGGAAGAAGUCCACCAUGAUGCAUUUAAUGCUUCAAUAUCUUUGCCAUCAGAAGUUUCACAUGACAACUCUUCUAACAUGGCUAACUUAAACAAUAGUAUUCUGAGUUCUGAAAAUGAGAAAAUUAGGAAUUUGGAAAAUGGAACCAAUACCGGAAGAAGGCUUCUUGAAGAUGACGUGUCAAAAAGAGCUGAGGAGGAUGUUCAAGCUGCAACUGUGGAAAAUGAAGAAGGUCUAGAAGCGGAUGCUGAUUCAUCUUUUGAGUUAUUUCGUGACAGUGAUGAGUUGGCAGAUGAGUAUAAUUACGAUUAUGAUGAUUACGUUGAUGAGCACUCGUGGGAUGAUGAAGAAUUUCAGGAGCCAGAGCAUGAGAAAGUAGAGGAUUAUGUGGAUAUUGAUGCUCAUGUUUUGUGUACGCCUGUCAUAGCAGACAUUGACAAUGAUGGGGUGUCAGAGAUGAUUGUUGCAGUUUCCUAUUUCUUUGACCAUGAGUACUACCAAAAUUCGGAGCAUUUGAAGGAGCUUGGAGACAUUGAAAUUGGAAAAUAUGUAUCUGGUGGUAUUGUUGUUUUUAAUCUAGAUACCAAGCAAGUUAAAUGGACUCUACAGCUGGACCUAAGUACUGACUCAGAGAACUUCCGUCCCUACAUCCACUCUGCCCCUACGGUAGUUGAUUUGGAUGGUGAUGGAAAUUUGGACAUUCUAGUUGGGACCUCUUAUGGAAUGUUUUAUGUCUUGGAUCACAAGGGGAAAGUGAGGGAUAAGUUUCCUCUUGCAAUGGCUGACAUCCAAGGGGCAGUAAUUGCAGCUGAUAUAAAUGAUGAUGGCAAGAUUGAACUAGUUACUACAGAUUCACAUGGCAAUGUUGCUGCAUGGACUGCACAGGGCAAAGAAAUUUGGGAGAAUCAUCUUAAAAGCCUUGUUCCACAGGGACCUGCCGUUGGUGAUGUGGAUGGGGAUGGCCAUACCGAUAUCGUUGUUCCAACAGUUUCAGGGAAUAUUUAUGUUCUGAGUGGCAAGGAUGGCUCCAUUAUACGCCCAUAUCCUUACAGGACUCAUGGUAGAGUGAUGAAUCAAGUUCUUCUUGUUGACUUGACCAAACAUGGGCAGAAGAAAAAAGGUCUUACAAUCGUUACUACAUCAUUUGAUGGUUACUUGUACCUCAUAGAUGGACCUACAUCAUGUGCUGAUGUUGUAGAUAUUGGUGAAACAUCAUACAGCAUGGUCUUGGCUGACAAUGUUGAUGGUGGAGAUGACCUCGAUCUUAUUGUGGCUACCAUGAAUGGCAAUGUCUUCUGUUUCUCGACACCUUCUCCACAUCAUCCCCUCAAGUCAUGGAGAUCACCUAACCAAGGGAGAAAUAAUGCUGCAUAUCGAUUAGAUCGUGAGGGAGUCUAUGUUACUCCAUCAUCAAGAGCUUUCCGUGAUGAAGAAGGCAAAAGCUUUUGGGUUGAAAUAGAAAUUUUUGAUAAAUACAGAUACCCAUCUGGGUCUCAAGCUCCAUAUAAUGUCACGGUGAGUUUGUUAGUACCUGGCAAUUACCAAGGUGAUAGAACUAUUAAGCAAAAUAAGAUAUUUAAUCAACCUGGAAAACAUCGGCUUAUGCUCCCAACUGUUUCUGUGAGAACUGCUGGUACAGUGUUGGUGGAGAUGGUUGACAAGAAUGGGCUAUAUUUCUCUGAUGAUUUCUCCUUGACAUUCCAUUUUCACUAUUAUAAGCUGUUAAAAUGGCUUCUCGUUCUUCCUAUGCUGGGGAUGUUUGGUGUGCUUGUCAUUCUUCGUCCGCAGGAGGCCAUGCCAUUACCAUCAUUUACGCGAAACACCAACCUAUGAUGCUGC
Molecule: messenger RNA, 2912 nt
Organism: Solanum stenotomum
Lineage: Eukaryota; Viridiplantae; Streptophyta; Magnoliopsida; Solanales; Solanaceae
Product: protein DEFECTIVE IN EXINE FORMATION 1
Exons: 13
Coding region: 186-2906 (906 amino acids)
Molecular function (GO): protein binding
Source: RefSeq, a predicted model, not a curated record